Molecule: messenger RNA, 3348 nt
Organism: Lucilia cuprina (Australian sheep blowfly)
Lineage: Eukaryota; Metazoa; Arthropoda; Insecta; Diptera; Calliphoridae
Gene: HGTX
Product: homeobox protein Nkx-6.1
Exons: 4
Coding region: 440-1969 (509 amino acids)
Biological process (GO): regulation of transcription by RNA polymerase II; cell differentiation
Cellular component (GO): nucleus
Molecular function (GO): DNA-binding transcription factor activity, RNA polymerase II-specific; RNA polymerase II cis-regulatory region sequence-specific DNA binding
Source: RefSeq, a predicted model, not a curated record
UUAAAGAAAUAUUUACAAAAAAAGUUGUGAUUGAAAGAAAAAUUUGUAAAAUCUUUGUUUAAAAAAGUUCAACCUGGGUAGUCCAUAUAUAAAUCAUACGCCCACGGGCUCGGAAAGCCCGCUUGCUUUUGCUAACGAUAUCGCUUCAACUACACAAAUUGCUUCGCCUUUAUCUUCAGCCUCUUCAACAGCUACACCCUCCAAUAAACCUUUUCAUUUAUCACAAAAUUCCGCUUUUAAUUUAGCCUUACGUUCCUCAACAACAUUUAACGCUUUUCAAGCUGCCGUAGCCGCCGGUAUUAACGGUUUCUCAUCGCCUUUACAAACGCCGCCGGUACAAUCUCCUCUUAGUUUAUAUACACGCUUCAGCGAACGUUGUGAAGAAAGUUCGGAUUAUAGUUCCAUUACGGCAAUUAACAAUAAUACGGAUAACGAUAAUAUGGAUUUGAUAAAUCCCUACAUGAGACAUCAUACAUUUGCGGCCGCAGCGGCCCAACAAAAUAACACAGCGUCAGUGAAUUUACUUAAUCGCAGUCCGCCUCUGCAUCAUCAUCAUCAGAAUCAUAUAGGUAAUGGGUUUCCAGAUCCCUCACAAAUGGAUUAUCAAAAUCAAUUAUUGGAUUAUCAUAGUGCGGCCGCAGCAGCAGCCUAUGCGGCCAACAAUAACAAUCAUUUAACGGGACCCUUAAUGCUUUUGAAAAAUAACAAUAAUAAUAACAAUAAUAUGGAUAAAAUGAAUUCUGGUUGCAAAUCUCCUAGAUCUGUAGAUGACUCCUCUACACCGCCACCUUUACUCUCGAGUCAUGAGAAUAAUAAUACAAAUAUUUCACAAACCUCAUCCCGCCUACAGUCUGAAUCACCCGAUAAUUGUCAUAGUACUUUAAAUCAAAGAUCACGCUAUGACAACAAUUCUAGUCCCGGUGUAGAUAGUUCAAAAUCAUUUUCCGUUAGCCAGCGUUCUAGUGAAGAAGCCGGCAAUAAUAGUGAAUCAAGUCCUCCGCCCUCCGAUUAUAGUCCCGAAAAUCUUUCAAGUCGUAAAUUUACUUCUUCUAAUACGGGUCAUCCCUUGGGUAUACACAACAAUAACAAUAUAGGUUUGGAUCAUAAAUUACCGUUGAGCUUUUUGGGUCCUCCCCUGGCGGCCUUACAUUCCAUGACCGAAAUGAAAACUGGUAAUGUGUCGGGUAAUGCAGCUUUAAAUGGUUCUUAUGGUGGUCAACAAAAUUCCCAUAUGAUUGGUGAGAAUCGUUCGAAUUCUUCGGGUUCAAAUGCGGGUACAACUAAUACACAAACACAGGGCACUGCAAAUCCUCAUGGUAUUGAUACGAUUUUAUCGAAACCACCACCAGUUACAUCGGCGGGAUUAAGUGCUUUAACGGGAGGCGGCAUACCACGAUUUUCUAUAGCGGCAGCAGCAGCGGGCAUGGCCCAAUAUUUGUCGCAAAAUCAAGGUACCCCCUUAAAAACACAUGCCGGUCAUAUGGUCGAUCGCACACAUUUAUAUUGGCCCGGACUACAAGGUCUAGUGGCAAAUCCAAUGGCGUGGCGAGAACGAUUAUCAAAUACAAUGACCGCCAAUUUAUCACAAUCACACCAGCAUCAUUCAUCCAAUGAUAAGGAUGGUAAGAAAAAACACACCCGCCCAACAUUUAGUGGUCAACAGAUCUUUGCCUUGGAAAAAACCUUUGAACAGACCAAAUAUCUGGCUGGACCAGAAAGAGCUAAACUAGCGUAUGCCUUAGGAAUGACUGAAUCACAAGUUAAGGUUUGGUUUCAAAAUCGCCGCACCAAAUGGCGUAAACGUCAUGCUGCUGAAAUGGCCACCGCUAAACGUAAACAGGAUGAUAUGGGCGGUGAUAAUGGUGACGAUUGCAGUGAACCCAUGGAUAGUGAUAAUGAAAGUCUAGAUAUUGGUGAAAAUCCAGUGCAAAGAAAACGUAAUCGUAUGGAGGAUAAUUAUAGACAUUAAUUUUAUGUUUAAAUGUUUGAAAUAAAAUAGAAAUAGAAAAUACAGUCACACGAAUUUAAUUUAAAUUUAUAUAUUUAAACAAAAGUUAUUAAACUAUUUUUUUCACUAAAUUUUAAGAAAAUAUUUAUGUAAAGAAAAAGUGUUGACAUAUGUUGUUUUAAUUGUGUUGACAUAUGUUGUUUUAAUUGUUGUAAAAAAGGGCGAUAUAAAUUUGCCCGCAAUGAAAAAUAGUGCAAAAAAAGAGGAACACUUUUUGUCCGUAAUGAUUAACAGCGCAAAAAUAAGCAACAUUAUUUUGUCCAUAAUGAAAAAAGCGCAAAAGGGCAGCUUUUUUUCCACGUAAUAAUAACUAACGCAAAAGGGCAACCUUUUUUGACCAUAGUGAAGGCAAUAUUAAUAAAGUUACACUUUUUCUAAUUAUAUUUAUUACAUAUUCUACCCAUUCUUGAUGAAAAUUUGUGCAAAAAGUGCAUUUUUUUGUUCAUAACGGAAAAUAGCGCAAAAGGGCAACAUUUUUUGAACGUAUUGAUAACUAAAGCAAAAGGGUUACUUUUUGGAUCAUAUUAAAGGCAACAUUAAUUAAGUUACACUCUUUCUAAUUAUGUUUGUUACAAAUUCUUUACAUUCUUCAUAAAAAUUAGCGCAAAAAAGUGCAACAUUUGUUGCACGUAAUGGAAAAAGCGUAAAAGGGCAACCUUUUUUACCCAUAGUGAAGGCAACAUUACUUAAGUUACACUAUUUCUAAUUAUGUUUGUUACACAUUCUUCCUAUUCUUUAUAAAAAAGUAGCCCAAAAAUGUGCAACAUUUUUUGCCCAUAAUGCAAAUGUGCGCAAGAAAGUACAAUAUUUUUUGUACGUAAUAAAAAUAAACGUAAAAGGGCAACUGUAUUUGCCCAUAGUGAAGCAACACUUUUUUAAUUGUGCAAAUUACAUAUUCUUACCACUUUUUUAUGAAAAAUAACGCAAAAAGUGCAAAAAUUUUUGCCAAUAAUGAAAAAUAGCGCAAAAGGGCAACCUUAAUUAAGUUACACCAUUUCUAAUUAUGUUUGUUACACAUUCUUAAUAUUCUUCAUAAAAAAUAGCGCAAAAGUGCAACGAUUUGCCCAUAAUGCAAAUUAGCGCAAGAAAGUGCAACAUUUUUUGUACGUAAUGAAAGGGCAACCUUUUUUACCCAUAGUGAAGAUAGCAUUAAUUAAGUUACACUUUUUUAAUUAUGUUAAUUUCUUAUUCUUCCCAUUCUUUAUGGAAAUUAGCGCAAAAAAUUGCAACAUUCUUUGCACAUAAUGAAAAUUAUCGCAAAAGGGCAAAAUAUUUGUCGAUAUUAAAGGCAAUUAAAAAAACACACUUUUUCUUAUAAUCUUUAUUAAAUUUUCUUUUGA